Molecule: messenger RNA, 678 nt
Organism: Effrenium voratum
Lineage: Eukaryota; Dinophyceae; Suessiales; Symbiodiniaceae
Source: the annotation of a GenBank genome assembly
AUGGAGAAACAAGGCACCGCCUCUCCGGGCUUGCGGGCAGGGGCGCGGCUGGCGCUCGGCGGCGGCUACGAUCAGUCUGCUGCAGAGGUGGCCGCUGAAGCGCGGAGCCUUUGCCGCCAAGCUUCCCAGCGCAGCAGGGGCAGCCGUUGCCCCUUCGACGACCACGCGGCCUUCGGUGCUAGUCCAGCGGACCGCGAGGCGCGGCCCAGGCAUCUGCCCCCCAGCGCGCCGGACGCCGCCAGGUCUCACCAGGAUGCGCAUGAGAUGCGGCGGAAUAACCGCCAAGCGCAGCUGAAGAUCGGCGGCACGCCCUGGGACGCGCCGGAGACCUCCAAUCCGAGUGCUAGCACCUGUGCUGCUGCUCAGCAGCAGGCCGCGGCCGGGGCGCCCAGCGCCCGGGCGGCGCGCAGCGAGGCGCUGGCGGAGGCGAAGCGCUACCGCGAGCGGAUGCACGGCUCGCAGGAUCUCAUUUCUGGCAACUACUGGGCCGGCAACGCACAGCAGAACCAGAGCUUGCCAACGCCAGGCACGGCGCUGUUGCCUGGCGCCCACAUGAAGCUGCAGUACGACGGAGGCAGCUUGCGGACCCUCACCCAUGAGAGGGCGGAGUACCUGAACUCGCGGAUCCUGGCGGAGAACAACCGAGCGCGGAAUGAGGCGCCUCUCCAGCUGAAUUAG